CCACAGGUGGUGAUUGACAGCAAUCAUAGUUAGUGUCGUAAAACGUGAAAAGACAAAACGCGAGACACAAAGGCACUCGAAGUAGAAUUAAACAUCAACUCAGAGAUAACAACAACAACAACAAAAUGCACAGUUAAAGUUGGAAAGUGACAGCAACGCACAUUUGACGGAUUGUUGCAGAAGUUGAGCCGGAAUAUUCGCAACUGUGUGAGGAGACUUCAAGACACGACAUUUCAGCCGAGUGACUCGUUGAGAUGGACGUAAUGAGACAGGUCCACGCGGGCUGGGAGAAGGAGGAGGAGGCCGGGCCGUGAAGGAGUGCGGCCGUAAACAAGGUGAAAAACAAUCAGUACGGCUUUUUCACUCCAAGGAACGGUUUCAAAGCACAGCUACGAAGACUGCGCAUGGUCGUUUGGCUUCGCCACGGAGCGUUUUCCUCGAGCGGCAGAUCGGACUUUUUCCCAGCAAGCCACCGUCCCCAGUGACCAUGAACUACCUUCGACGGCGCCUCUCCGACAGCAGCUUCGUGGCCAACCUACCCAACGGCUACAUGAUGGAUCUGCAGAGGCCGACGCCGCCGGCGUCUUCCACCUCCUCCCCGGCCUCCCCGGCUACGGAGCGGCGACAGCCCCCGAGCGCGCCGACCCCGGCUCAGACCUCGGCCCCGAGCGCCGCCGCCGGGGCGGGCAGCUUCCUCAGCUCCUUCUCCAGUGUGGUGAAGAGCGCCCAGAUGGCGCAGAACGUCGCCGCCGCCGCACACGCCAAAUCGGCGGCGGCUGCGGCGGCGGGCGCGACCGAGGGAGCCCCGACGGGAAGCGCCCAGCCUCCGAAGCCUGUCGUACGCAAACCCAAGAUCCUGCUGAUCGUUGAUGAUCAACACACGGACUGGGCCAAAUAUUUCAGAGGCAAGAAACUGAAUGGGGAAUAUGAGAUCCGUGUCGAACAGGCAGAGUUCUCAGAGAUCAACCUGGCCUCGUACGUCACUUCAGGAUGCAUGGUGGACAUGCAGGUCAACAAGGGGGGUGCAAAAAUGGUCAGGUCCUUCAAACCGGACUUUGUCCUGAUCCGCCAGCACGCCUACAGCAUGGUGCCGGGGGAGGACUUCAGGAACCUCGUCAUCGGCUUGCAUUUUGGCGGCGUGCCGAGCGUCAACUCCCUCUUCUCCAUCUACAACUUCUGCAGCAAGCCUUGGGUGUUCUCUCAGAUGAUAAAGAUCUACCACUCCCUCGGCGCGGGGAAAUUCCCCCUGAAUGAGCAAACCUUUUACGCCAACCACAUGCAGAUGGUUACGAGCGCUUCCUAUCCUGUGGUGGUCAAGAUGGGCCACGCUCACUCUGGCAUGGGGAAGAUCAAAGUGGAAAACCAACAGGACUUCCAGGACAUCACCAGCGUGGUGGCGCUGGCCGGGACGUACGCCACCACCGAGCCCUACGUCCAGUCCAAGUACGACAUCCGCAUCCAGAAGAUAGGCAACAACUACAAGGCCUACAUGAGAACGUCCAUUUCGGGAAACUGGAAGGCCAACACGGGUUCGGCCAUGCUGGAGCAAAUCGCCAUGACUGACAGAUACCGACUGUGGGUGGACUCCUGCGCCGAGAUGUUCGGCGGCCUCGACAUUUGCGCGGUGAAGGCCGUGCACGGGAAAGACGGCAGCGACUACAUCAUUGAGGUGAUGGACAGCUCCAUGCCCCUGAUUGGUGAACACGUGGAGGAGGACAAGCAGCUGAUCACCGAGCUGGUCCUCCAUAAGAUGGCCCAGGUGCUGCUGGGAGUUUCCACACCGCCGCCGUCUUCAGUCAAGACCACACAACCCAGACGAGGCGGACACCGUUCGGGCUCCGCCUCUCCGUCCCAGUCGGCCCAAGGUUCGCCGCAGCGGGCCCGGUCCGCCACCACCUCCCCCAGCCAGUCGUUUCAGCCGGGGCCCAUCCCCGACGCCUCCGGACCCGGAUCUCAGAAACAGUCUCCUCAACUCAACAAAUCGCAAUCGCUGACCAACACCUUCUCCGAGACUUUGCGCGGCAACGUGAGCGACGACGAGGCCAAGGCCGAGUCCAUCCGCAGCCUCCGGCAGUCCUUCGCCAGCCUCUUCUCUGACUGAGAGCCUCCUUCCUCCUCUUCCUCCUGCUUCCCGUCAGUCUGCCGAGGAGGUCUCGCAACUUCAUCUUCUGUCCUCCCCCCCCCCCCCCCUUUGAUCAGUUUGUGACUGUCCACACCCUUCGUUAGUAGAAAGGCCGAACGAGUCUUCCUCUGAGAAUUUCGAUGUCGGCGCAGGCACAGCAAUAAAAACCCACCUCCGUUCAAAUCUUUAGUUUUCGCCUGAGUUUUCUGUGCCUGCUUUCCCUUAUUUGACACACUUCAGUCCCUCCAUCGCGUUUGACAUCUCAAUCCUCUGCAGAAUAAUGUCACUAUUUGCACCUCGCUUGGCCUUUCUAGUGGCGGAGGAUUGCAAGUCACAAGUAAUCCCCCGUCACCCACCUCCCGCCUCUUCUGCUUGAUAUUUUCUUUUCGUCUUCUUUUGUCAAACCGAUGAAAGUGUUUUUCGCGCUACGUUGUGGUCUUUGCGAAAUAUCGAUUCGUUUCGACGUCUGCAACCCCAGCGUCCGUGGCAAUAUUGGGGCCAACUCGAGAGAAGCGUAACGAUGGGGGAAUGAGUCGUGCCGGGCGUCAACUAGAGGGAAAUGAAAGGGUAUAAGAAGCUCCUCAACUCACUUUUAUGUAGUUUUUGGGUGGCAAAGCAUGACGUUAAGCUUCUCAUCUCCGUUUGCAACAGUUCGGUGGCACCAAGAUGCCACAAGAGGGCGACAAAGCAAUACUUUUAUAUUAGACCGUGCUUUGGUUUGGACAUAAAUACGAGUGAAUCCGAUACAUUUGAUUCCCUCCCCAAAAAUCAUGCUUGGGGGGCACUGAACGUACUCUUUUGGGCUUCAGCAGCGUCUCCUUGGCCGGAUGUAACCAAAGCGCUUUUAACCCCACGAGAAAGUAGUCCGCCGCACGAGCGAUUCGAUGCAAAGGCGCAAACGCCGUCGUCUUCCGUCCUCCUGCAAUCUCCGCUUUUCUUCGACUAUUUCCAUUGUGGGGGGGGGGACUGAUAGCUUACAAUUGCAGCUGUGCGCAAGCAAUGACAAUGUACUGUAAUCUUUAGCCCCCUCUGAGCCUCACACAAAAAAAUGUAAUGUUGAAUUGCUGUAUUUUUGUUGUUAUUCUGCAUGAAACUGUACAAAUGUGUGUGUUUGUGGGUGGAGAGGAGGGGGGGGCUGCGCGUGG
Molecule: messenger RNA, 3267 nt
Organism: Syngnathoides biaculeatus (alligator pipefish)
Lineage: Eukaryota; Metazoa; Chordata; Actinopteri; Syngnathiformes; Syngnathidae
Product: synapsin-3-like
Exons: 16
Coding region: 488-2101 (537 amino acids)
Biological process (GO): neurotransmitter secretion
Cellular component (GO): synaptic vesicle membrane; synaptic vesicle
Molecular function (GO): ATP binding
Source: RefSeq, a predicted model, not a curated record